Messenger RNA from Aedes aegypti (yellow fever mosquito), 5376 nucleotides. It is a transcript of the gene qin, whose product is annotated as tudor domain-containing protein 1. The transcript is spliced from 10 exons. The record is from RefSeq and is a predicted model, not a curated record. Bases 424 to 5154 code for a protein of 1576 amino acids. NCBI's taxonomy places the organism in Eukaryota, Metazoa, Arthropoda, Insecta, Diptera, Culicidae.
GCUUCGCCUCCCACAGUGUCAGUGCGUAUUGCAGUGUUUUGCGGUGAAAAUUUAAUUUUAAUAGUUCAAUUAUUGAUUGUAAAUAGCUUUGUGCUCAAAACGCAUUUCUCAAUUGUAUAUAGAAGUUGAAAUAACGUUAAAAAGAACGCCGAUCGAGUGAACGAACAGCAGAAGGCGUACGCCGAUAAAGCCAUCACAGAGAUCACCGACUACUUUUUCUCGCUGCACAACGUGCUCCAGUCGGCCGAACAGGAGGUGUUGCUUUCCGUACGGAACAACUAUCUGCAGCUUCGCGCGGAAACGGAAAACGUCCAGAAGGAACUUGCCGUGUCCGAGCGCAAUUUGACGCGUUCGCUCGAACAGUUCAAAACAUUCGAAAUCGCUCUGCCCAAGGCCACACUGCUGUCCGAUCUGAUCAAGGACAUGAAAAAGUCGCUGCAUACCGCACCCGUCACGGCGCACUUCCAAGAGCCAACGGAGAACCCAUUCCGCUUCCGGGAAUGCAACCCGCUCCGGAAGGAAAUUCACAGCUACUUUGCCUUCGAGGUCAAGCCCACUAGCUACCGCCCGAAGCUGGUGCCAUUCUACACGCCGGAGCCCUUUCCUGUGCUGGAACCCAUAAAGUCACCGGAGAUACCUCACUCACCCGAGCCUGUCCCUAUAAGGCUCGAACACACACCCGGUAGUAGCAAGCGUGAUGACGAUCGGGUCGAGGACAGGGCAUCUGAAGCGCUCAACAGAUCUGCGGCAUCCUCGAGCCACACCGUGAAGGACAUGGAAAUAAGCCGGAUUUCCGAAGAACCGGAUAAUGAUGCCGAAAAGGAACAAGAUCUUCCGCGGGAACACCUUUCGGUUGGAUCGAGCAAAACGACCGAAAGUCGAUCCAAGUCCAAGGACAAGAAGCGCAAAACCGCCAAGGAUCGCCAUUCGCAUCGGGACAGGCACGCCACCGAUGAGGGCAAAGUUUCCAGCACAACUUCCAUGAGGGAAAAAUCGGCUAGCCCUGAUGUGGAAAUUGUUUCAAAUCGCUCUCAACGUUCGCCAUAUAGUCGACAAAGCAGCGGACGUCAGACUCCACAAAGUGCAUCACAUUCCAAACGACCUUUCCAACGAUUGAAGUCACACGGUUCCAUUAGUUCUGAUCACAGCAACUCCAAUCAAAAAGCUUCUUCCUCAGCUGGGGCUCCUGCUGAAUCUUUCCGCGAGGGAAGCAAACGAGAGGUCUACGAUAUAAACCCCAUCAAUCCGGAUAACGCAGCAUUCAUCAAGUACAGUCAGAAGGUCAACGUCACCCACGUGAUCAAUCCACACAAAUUCUUCGUCCAAAAUCAUGCCUUCAAACAAAUCGUCAAUCAGCUGUGCCGCGACGAUGGCGAGGACGCUGAAAUUCCAGAGGAAGUCAAGAUUGGCGCUCUGUACCUGGCGCAGCCCACUUCCGAACGACGCUGGUAUCGGUCCCGCGUCCUUGGGUGGUCCAAGAAAUCCAAGAAGUACGAGGUACUUUUCGUAGACUAUGGCCGCACGGAAGAGAUUCCCCACGAGGGCCUUCGGGUGUUGGAAGCGGAUCUACACGGCUUCGAUGAUGGAGCAUAUGAGUGCGCUCUGUACGAUAUCGUGCCAGCUGAUGGCGGUAAAAAAUGGGCUCCCGAAGUCAGACAGAUCAUGAUUGAUUUCAUCGAGAACAAACAAAUGAUCAUGUACGUCGUCCAGGCCGAAACGGGAGGAGCCGACCAUGUGGACCUCAUUAUGCAAACCAUCGAUAGUCCGAAAUCGCUGCGUGAAUCUCUGAUCUACCUAAACCUGGCCAAACCAGACCCGAAGCCGCCGAAGCGUAACGAUGAAGGCACGCUGCGGAUCACUCAGCUGCAGAAAGUCAAAAAACGCUGGAUCCUGGACUACAGACGACGCAUCCUGACUCGUGACUUGGAGAAAGACGACGUAUUCAAGACGAAAAUUACAUUCUCCGUUUCGCCCAGCGAGUUUUAUGUUCGCCGAAGCAGUCUACAGGAAGCGUACAGCAAGAUGCAAGUCGAGCUAACAGACUAUUGCAUCAAGGAAGCCCGGGUUGCUUAUUCCCCGCACGUGGGAAUGGUUUGCGCAUUUGCUGAAAAGGAUCGCGAUGACCUGCUGGUCUGGAAGCGAGGACGUAUCGUCAAAGUGGGCGAAGGAAAUUGCGAAGUUUAUUCCGUGGACACUGGCCAUCGCUUAACAAUCGGCUGGCAGGACAUCCGUGAAAUUGCGAAACAAUUCUUGGCACCGCUUGAGUAUGCCGUCCGUUGCAAGCUGAUGCAUGUGCAACCGUUCAAGCAGCACAAGUACCGAUGGACUGAGGAAGCCAUCCAAAGCUUCAACCGAAUUGCCGUCUCGUCGUCCGUUUUCCAGGUGAUCGUGGGUGAAAAACAGGACGACUGUUAUGAUGUUGCGCUCUACAUUCUGAAGCACCGCUCCGACACCUGUGUGAAUGCCCUAAUGGUGAAGAACGGUUUCGCCGUGUCUACAGGGCCCGAGAGUGCUGUUGUAGAGCGUGCCAAAGAAGUCGAAGAAGUACCAUUUAACAUCACCCAUGGAAACACAAGCGCAGGCGCUGCUUCCAAUAGCAAGAGCUCUACGUCGGAAAAGCGACAAGCACGGGUCCGGGUGGACAUCCUAAGAGUUGUUACCCCGAAUGAGUUCUACGUAAGUCUCGUGAAGAAUGCUAGCGGAAUAGCUCGCAUGCAGGAGGAAAUCCAGAACAAGAUGGAUGAGAAAAUGGACGAUGGAGAUGACAAAACGAAUUGGCAGCAGGGUGAAAUAUGUUUGGUGUUCCCAACGCCUUCGAAGGGACGAGGAAGCGAAGCCAUCGGUUGCGAGUGGUAUCGGGCUCGGGUUUUGGAAGUAGUUGACGACAGCAACUACACAGUGUUCCUGAUCGAUAAGGCUUAUACCAUGAACUCGCAUUAUUCCAACAUGAGCACCAUUCCGGCAGAGCUGAAAGAGUUGACGCAUGAGGUUCAUCCAGCUGCUAUUCGCUGUUUCUUGGCGUGCAUUGGCCCCACCGGCCAGCAAAACGUUUGGAGCUCAUCAGUGGUGGACGCCUUCAAGGUGGCCAUUGAGAAGUUCAAAUGCUACUCCAUUUCCCUGCAUGGCCGAAGUGUGAAUGAUUCUCUGCCCGUAAUUCUGUGGGGUAUGACGAUGGAAAGCACCAAAGCGCUCUCGCCACAGAUGUACUCCUACACGAACAUUAACAACAAGCUGGUCCUGUACGGUUAUGCGCACCUCAAGGAAAAGUUUCAACCCCUUUCAGCAGCUCUCUCGGUGGAGGAAGAACUGGCGCGACACUACAAAGCUUUCGACAAAUUUAUCGAAGACCUGGAUGUGGAAAUGGUCGAUCCUGUGGACGAAUUGAGUUACGCUGGAUCUUCGGAUGCGUAUCAUUACGACAUAACCGGCGAGACGACACCUAUUGAUCACUGGCUACCAGCGAAACCAAUUGACAAAACCAUUUUCGUCGGAAUUCCGACGUACGUGGACAAUAACGCCGUAAUCUACUUGCAUGAUAUGGAUAAGGAACGGACGCUCAACCUCAUCAAGAACGUUAUCAACACUAAAUUUGCGGACAGUCAGCCGCUGCCGAGUGACACGUUUUACGCCCCUGGUGAUCCUUGUAUGGCGAAAUACCACCUUGACGAUCAAUUUUACCGAGCGAUCAUACGAAAAAUGAUCAGUUCAUGUCGGUACAAGGUUCAGUUUGUCGACUACGGAAACAUAGAAGAAUGUGACGUCAAAGAUCUUCGGAAGAACGUCAUUUGCGGUAAUGUUCCAACCCUGGUCAACAAGUACCGCUUAACGGACGUUGCAUCCAAACAGCACGAAGGAAUUUGGUCCAUAGAGGCGCUGGACACACUGCACGCGUUGAUCGUAGGCAAACAGUGCCAAAUUCGUGUUGACACGGAUAUGGACACGGACCCAGCUGGAGUGGUUCCGUGCUAUCUCAAGACCACCGGAGAGCUGGCGGUGGAGGUAUCGGAUUAUCUACUCCGACAAGAUCUGGUCAUUAGGAAACGUGGCGUCUUCGAAGAGAAAGUCGAUCAACUUUAUGACCCAUACAUGACUCUCGGUGGUGCUUCAAGUAGCGAAGUCGCGGCUUCACCGAAAUCCAGUCGAAUGCGGAUUGGCGCCAAUUUUGGCGUAAAUACCGAAACGGAUGAAGUCAGUAAGGAUAAUGAACCUAAUGACGAUCUGCACACGCGUUUGAACCAGAAAGAAUUGACCGAUCUGCUGGACCAAGUGACGGCCGAACAGAACCGUUCGGAUGCUGCCGAAUUCGAAGAUGCCGACGUGGACGAUUCAGCAGAAGGCUCCGGCAUAGAUUUGAACAAAGUUCAAUACUUCUACAGCUACGGUGACAUCAAGCUGGAACCUUGUUCCGACUCGGAAGAGGGCGAACUGAGCGAUGAUGCCAAGAAAAGUGACGAAGUCGGAGACGGAGGUGCGACGGAUGCUUCCUCGAACAUUUCAUUCAAUCCAAAUGAAUUCGAUACAUCGACUCAGAUCGAUCCUCCGUUGGAAUUGACACGACCCACACUUCAUGGGUAUCCGGAAUUUUCGUUGGACGAAUCCGUUCAUGGGUUCUAUUGCGAAGUAACGAACCUCAUAAAUCCCUUCUCGUUAUUCGUGUUCCCCCAGCUGGAUGACCAUAUCCAGCGCAUGAAGGAGACAAUGGCACGAAUUCAAUGCUACGCCAAGAAGCAUCGGAAAUGCCCCGAUAUCGAACCGAAAAUGCCCUGCCUGGCUGUGUUCAAACAAGAUGGCUACUGGUACCGUGCUCUGAUUGAGGAGUAUUAUCCGGAACGCGCGGAAGUCCGAGUUUUAUACGUUGACUAUCUGAACAAAGAAGUCGUCAAUGUGCGAGACAUUCUCAAGUGUCCCGUCAGUUUACGUAGAGUUCCUAUGCGUAAUGUGCAGAUCCAGCUGCACGCACUGCAAGCCAAUCCCCGAAUGCGUGAACCGGAUGUUACGAGAAAAUUGGUAGAGCUUAUCGAAGGUAAGAAAAUAUACGCCAGAGUGGUUUCACGCACCCCAAAGCUCGAAGUCGAGCUGUUUGGUGAUUCUAGGUGUAAGCAACUGAUCUAUCAUCAGAUGAUCAAAGAAAAAUAUUUCCUCUUAGAGAAAUAAGUAGCACUCAGAGACAGCACGUACGAAUGUGGGAAAAUCAUCGGUUAAAUUAUUACCUGUGUUAUGGAAGAAAAUAAUGAGAAAUUAUCCUACUUUGAGUUCUUGUUCUAACGGAAGAAUUUGUGAAAUGUAUAGUAUUAUUUCUUCCUCGUCUGUCAUUUCUUGAAAUCAAUAGCAAUAAAUGUGUAAAAUAAAGUUGAAUAAAAGUGUGUAAAAAUUUGA